GCACGCUCUCGGCUCCUCGCUUUCCGAUUGAUUCCGACCCGACCCGAGAAUUCCUCCAGAUCAAGGCAGCCGAGGCCACCAGGGAGCCCUAGCUAGGAUCUCGCUCCGGCCAUGGCCGAGGUCGCCGACGCGUCCCCUCCCCCUCCCCCCACCGGCGGAGGCGACCGGAAGCGCGGCCGCGCCUCGCCCGUGCUCCCGCCGCCGCCCCCCGGGCCCCCGCCGCCGGGGCUGCAUAGCAAGAGGUACCGGAGGGACGAGGGCGGCGGAGGGUUCGACCGUCGCCGGCUCGGGCUAACCGGCGGAGGAGGGUACGACCAGGACGACCGGAGGCAUCGAAAUGAUCAUGGCAGCAUAGGAGGAAGAGGUGGUGAUGGCCAAUACAUGAAUCGUGCACCAGAUUGGUCAGAUUCUGGACGCAAUGGAUGGAAUGAAGGCCCUAAUAAUGCUCGUAGGGAAGGCCUGAUGUCGUACAAGCAGUUCAUUCAGGAACUCAAAGAUGAUAUUUCACCAGUUGAGGCUCAAAGCAGAUAUGAGGAGUACAAGUCAGAGUACAUCACGACUCAGAAGAAAGCAUACUUUGACCUCCAUAAGGAUGAAGAUUGGUUGAGAAACAAGUAUCAUCCAACAAACCUUGAAUCUGUCAUAGAAAGAAGGAAUGAACUGGCAAGAACUACUGCGAAUGAAAUUUUCCUAGAUUUACAGAAUGGAAGUCUGGACACUGGUCCAGGAUUAAUGGGUUCUGCAGCGAGCAAAUCGGGAAAUAACAGUGGUAAAAGUGUAGAUGAUGCGGAUGCAGAUGGUAAAAAAGGGAAACUUGGAAAGGGCCCUGAUGAUUUAUAUUAUGCUGCUCCCAAGGCUCACCCAGUUAGUUCCGAAGCUCGGCGAAUUCGAAUUGACAUUGAGCAAUCUCAAGCUCUCAUUUGUAAACUUGAUUCUGAAAAAGGUAUUGAGAACAAUGUUCUGUCGACUAGUGACCAUGACAAGUCAGAAAGGGAUAGGUCGCAUGGUUCGAUGGGGCCAAUUGUUAUAAUACGGGGAUCAUCUACUGUGAAGGGUCUUGAGGGUGCUGAGUUGCUGGACACUCUUGUUACCUAUUUAUGGCGUAUCCAUGGUGUGGAUUAUUAUGGUAUGUCCGAGACAAAUGAACCCAAAGGCCUAAGGCAUGUGAAAGCUGAUGCAAGGACAUAUAAUGAGGCUAGCUCAAAUGCAACCGAAUGGGAGAAUAAACUUGAUUCAUUUUGGCAAGACAGGAUUCAAGGUCAGGAUCCGUUAGAGAUAUUGAAAGCAAAGGAGAAGAUUGAUGCAGCUGCUUCUGAAGUCUUGGAUCCAUAUGUGAGGAAGAUAAGGGAUGAGAAGUAUGGGUGGAAGUAUGGUUGUGGAGCCAAGGGUUGCACAAAACUUUUCCAUGCUCCUGAGUUUGUCCAGAAGCAUAUUAAACUCAAGCAUGCAGACGUAGUGGUUGAGCUUACUUCAAAAGUGAGAGAGGAUGUUUACUUUGAGAACUACAUGAAUGACCCAAAAGCGCCUGGUGGAACACCUAUCAUGCAACAACCUGCUCCAAGGGGAAAAGGCAGACACCGGCCACCAAUAGAGAGUCGGCUGAGAGAUGAACGUGGAAAUCAUAGGUUUGACAGGAAUGCUGAUUCACCGCCACAUGAUGGGUCUGGUGAAAACCUGGAUGAUCCUAUUUAUGAUUCGUUUGGUGAUCCAAUUAUGCAUGGUGCCUUUCCUCCAGACAUUCCUGCUCCUCCGGUGCUGAUGCCUGUGCCUGGCGCUGGUCCGCUAGGACCGUUUAUUCCUGCACCACCAGAAGUUGCCAUGCGUAUGAUGAGAGAUCAGGGUGGGCCACCUCCUUUUGAGCCAACUGCGGGUCCACACCCUAGGAAAGCGGGGAGGGGUGGUGGUCCCCCAAUGGGUGGUCCAUCCCCAAUCUUUAAUGCUCCUCCUCUUCUGCACGAUCCUCGUAGAAUAAGAAGCUAUCAAGAUCUUGAUGCUCCUGAAGAUGAAGUGACUGUUAUGGACUACCGAAGCUUGUAGACGCGAGCUUCAUGUGAGGGAUAACUGUAGGUAAUAUUACACUGCAGAAAUACCUUGCCCUGUCUAGAGUUACUGUUGGGUAAACCAGUCCGUCGCCACUCAGUGUUUGUAAAAUGAAUCACAGUAGAUCGGGCAUUCGGUGUAACCCCAUUCAUCCCAAAGACAAGGGUGGUUGCCUGAAAUUUUUAGAACGUGAAAAAUUUUGUACACCAAGUCUCAUUUUCUUUUUCCUUGGAACAAUCUCUUUUAGGUACGAGUAUGUUCUAUAUGUUCUACCUUACUAGGGAAGUCCAGUCAGCCCUGA
Messenger RNA from Phragmites australis (common reed), 2341 nucleotides. Its product is annotated as serrate RNA effector molecule-like. The record is from RefSeq and is a predicted model, not a curated record. Gene Ontology annotation, biological process: mRNA processing; primary miRNA processing. The transcript is spliced from 12 exons. The coding region runs from base 112 to 2037 and encodes 641 amino acids. NCBI's taxonomy places the organism in Eukaryota, Viridiplantae, Streptophyta, Magnoliopsida, Poales, Poaceae. Gene Ontology annotation, cellular component: nuclear body.